AUGGCCAAUGAUCAGAAGAAUGGUGAGUCUUUACCAGCAAAGGAAGAGCAUAAGAAGGAUGAUGCGGUGGUUCCAGCGAAAGAAGAUGAUCAUAAGAAUGCAUAUGCGGCAUCGCAGCCACAUCCAAUCGAAAACAUUGUCUUAGUUGGGCGUACGGGGAAUGGAAAAAGCGCCACCGGGAACAGUAUCGUCGGAGCAAAGGUUUUCAAAUCGAAAACAAAAGCAUCAGGUGUUACAAAGAAAUGCCACGCAGUUAGAGCAGUGACACCAGAGGGUCCUAUACUCAAUGUGAUUGACACUCCUGGUCUAUUUGAUUUGUCGCUGUCCGCUGAUUUUAUCGGUAAAGAAAUCGUUAGGUGCCUAACUCUAGCGGACGGAGGACUACAUGCUGUGCUAUUGGUUUUAUCUGCAAGGACUCGAAUGAGUCAAGAGGAAGAGAUGGUACUUAGUACCUUGCAGGUCCUUUUCGGCAGUAAGAUUGUUGAUUACCUCAUCGUUGUUUUCACGGGGGGAGAUGUAUUAGAAGAUGAUGGUAUGACACUGCAGGAAUAUUUGGGUGAUAAUUUGCCUGACUUCUUAAAGGUUGUGCUCAUAUUGUGUGGCCAACGAAUGAUCCUGUUCGAUAACAAAACCAAGGACAAGGAGAAGAAGGCCUAGCAAGUCCAUGAACUUCUCAAACUUAUCGACCAGGUCAGAGAGCAAAACCACAAUAUUCCGUAUACCGACGAGAUGUACCAUAAGAUAAAGGGAGAAAAUGAUAGGCACAAGAAAGAACAAGAGGAGCUUGAAUCAAAAGCGCAUUCAGAAGAACAACUCGAAGCAUUGAGAAAGGAGCUACAACUAACGAAUGAACGAAACCUCAAGACAAUGGCAGAGUUGCUGGAGAAAAAUAUGAAAAUAGCUAUGGAAGCGCAACAGAAGCUCUUUGAGCAAAGAGAAAAAGCUCAGGAGCUGAGCUUCCGUCAAAAAUAUGAAAUGCAGGAGAAGUUAAACCAGAUGGAAGGACGUAUGCGUGAAUAAAUGGAAGCGCAAAUGCGUAGCAGUCAGGGGUGCAACAUUCUCUGA
Messenger RNA from Camelina sativa (false flax), 1065 nucleotides. RefSeq names its product immune-associated nucleotide-binding protein 8. Gene Ontology annotation, molecular function: GTP binding. NCBI's taxonomy places the organism in Eukaryota, Viridiplantae, Streptophyta, Magnoliopsida, Brassicales, Brassicaceae. The record is from RefSeq and is a predicted model, not a curated record.